Molecule: messenger RNA, 819 nt
Organism: Ostertagia ostertagi
Lineage: Eukaryota; Metazoa; Nematoda; Chromadorea; Rhabditida; Trichostrongylidae
Source: the annotation of a GenBank genome assembly
CCGCGUAGUCCCGAUUCGUUGGAAGCAAUAGCCAGUAUAUGUCAGCUUCAUCAAGUUCCACAUCUUGUAAAUAAUGCAUAUGGACUUCAAAGCGAGGAAUGUAUACGAAGGCUCAAUGCGGGUCGAGUAGCUGGUCGUAUCGAUGCAUUCGUGCAGUCACUCGACAAAAACUUCCAGGUUCCUGUUGGUGGAGCUAUCAUAGCAGUAUUCAAGCAAAGCGCCAUUAAGACAAUAGCUCAAUUUUAUCCAGGUCGUGCCUCAUGUGUACCAUCACGAGACCUAGUGCUCACUCUGCUACACCAGGGACGAAAAGGAUUGCUGGAGUCUUACGAUACGCAACGGAGGUUAUUCAAAAAAAUGAAAAGGCGUUUGAUAGCGUUUGCGGCAGAUAUUGGUGAAUGCGUUUACGAUGUCGACGAUAAUCAAAUAAGUUUAGCGAUGACCCUCUCAUCAAUACCGCAGGAGAAACAAACGCUUUGUUGGUUCUAUCCUUUUCAAUCGAGGUAUCACUGGUGCACGCGAAAAGAGCAGGCUGUGUUAGGCUAUAAAUCAUCGUUCAGUGCGGUCGUUUCUACAAACGACAUAACGACCAUUGAAGGAUGUGAAUUUGUGAACUUUGGUUCACAUUCGAAUGAGCAACACGGUGGAUACCUGAACGUUGCCUGCGGAGUCGGAAUGUCAGAAGCCGAACUGGAUGAGUUGUUCAACAGAAUGACGGCAGCAUAUACAAAGUUCACUCGGAAGAACGGCUUUUUCAUGGCAGGAGAUGGCUAUGGUCGCUCUACUCCUGAUGAUGUUGACGAAGAAAGUGAUGAAUAA